AAAUUAGUAUUAGUUCAUAAGAUACACUUUAAUAUAAUUAGGGAACAAAAGCGGAAAGAAAAAGGAAAUAUAAGAACUCUGUGUUUCUCUAUUAAUUUUAUACAACUCAAAUUUUUAUCACAGCCUGUGUACAAACAUGCAAAUCCUGCUUCUUGGGAGUUUUAUAUUGUUUUUCUUACCAACAGAUUCGCUGAGUCAGCAGUGGAUGAAAUUAGCGUUGGUAUCUGGUGAUAUAUACAACAGAAAGUUCUGCAACAAUUACCGAUUUUGGACGGACACACAAAGAAAGUUGUGUAUCAAUUAUGGCGAUCUGAUUCCAAAAGUGUCCGUUGGUGCUAGAAUUGCGUACGAUGAGUGUAUACAUCAAUUUCGCUGGCGACGUUGGAACUGUUCUGCGCAUGCUCCAAAUUCUUUGUGGACAACUGACUCCAAAAACUACCCAUCUUUAUUUGGGAACAGUCUAAUCAUGGAAUCAAAGGAAGCAGCGUUUAUCAGUGCUUUGUUCUCAGCUGGAGUUGUGUUCUCUGUUACAAAGGCCUGCUCCAGCAAUCUGUUGCAAUCCUGCUCUUGCGACGUACGAGAUACGAAAGAUGACUCUCGAGGUUAUCGAUGGCAUCGUUGUAAUGACAAUGUCAACUUUGGUGUCACUUUCUCCAAACAGUUUAUUGACAGUGUGGAGUUAAAUUGGAGUUUGGAAAGAAUGUAUUCCAGUCAUGCGAGAAGUUUAAUGAAUUUACAUAACAAUGAUGUUGGUCGCAAGACCAUUGAAUCAAAUAUGAAGUUAAAAUGUGCGUGCCAUGGGGUUUCAGGGGCGUGCACAUCUCGUAUUUGCUCAAGAGAAAUCCCUGAUUUUCGUUUUAUUGGGAAUGUUUUGAAAAGAAAGUUUGAUGCCGCUAUUAAAGUUAAACUAAAGUAUAUCAGCACACGUCAGGUGUUAAUGCCUGCAAUAAAAUACUCACCACCAGUGACCAACACUCAGCUUGUUUAUUUGAAAAACUCUCCAUUAUAUUGCUCAUCGGUGACUGGACGUAGGUGUAGACAAAAGAAAGGCCAAUCAGGUUCUUGUAACGCUAUGUGUUGUGGAAGAGGUUAUCGAACAAAAGAAAGAAGUGUUGUUAAAAACUGUAAUUGUCAAUUUAUUUGGUGCUGCAGAAUCACCUGUCAAAAGUGUACACUUAAACAAAAAAUUUAUAUAUGUAAAUAAAAAUAUAUCGAAUACAAAUGACUUGGAAGUGAAUUAUAAAUCAAGAAGUCUCGAUAUUUGUGUGGCAGCAUCCAUGGUAAGGUACUGAAAAGAAAACAGUAUACAAAGAUUAGAAAUAGAAGAAAAUAAAGUCGAGACAAGUUAUUUAUGAAUUUGAUUUAGUGAAAGACAUCUUUUGCAAAUUUUGUAAAUUAGGUUAUAUGCUAAAAAUGUUAAAAUAAUAAUGUUACGUUAGAAUUAAAAAAAUGGAUGUGUUAAAGAUAUUUAUUCUAUUGUCGCGU
Molecule: messenger RNA, 1485 nt
Organism: Hydractinia symbiolongicarpus
Lineage: Eukaryota; Metazoa; Cnidaria; Hydrozoa; Anthoathecata; Hydractiniidae
Product: protein Wnt-4-like
Exons: 5
Coding region: 137-1204 (355 amino acids)
Biological process (GO): cell fate commitment; multicellular organism development; canonical Wnt signaling pathway
Cellular component (GO): extracellular region
Molecular function (GO): cytokine activity; frizzled binding
Source: RefSeq, a predicted model, not a curated record